Messenger RNA from Alligator mississippiensis (American alligator), 4056 nucleotides. RefSeq names its product olfactory receptor 2T27-like. Lineage: Eukaryota; Metazoa; Chordata; Crocodylia; Alligatoridae. The record is from RefSeq and is a predicted model, not a curated record. Bases 924 to 1868 code for a protein of 314 amino acids. Gene Ontology annotation, biological process: G protein-coupled receptor signaling pathway. Gene Ontology annotation, molecular function: olfactory receptor activity; G protein-coupled receptor activity. Gene Ontology annotation, cellular component: membrane. The transcript is spliced from 3 exons.
CUCCAGACAGAGGUUGCUAAGAAACUUGCCUGAGCAUAAUUUUGCAACGUUUUCAAAUACCUGAAUGGAGGAAAGUCUGCCAGAGCCCCCAUUGGAGCUGAAAGGAGAACUUAAUUAGAGACUUGGGAGAAGACCCUCAGAGUGUGGGAAAGUUUGUGUAUUUUGGUCCCAUUAGAUUUCAAAGCUAUUGCUGAUGGCCACAAACUUGGCCACAUAAUGGCCACAAGCUUGACUUGGCUUUUGUGAAGCCUGAGUUUUUAUGACAUACGUGCUCCCCUCUCUCCACUACCUGAUUUACUCAGCUAGCUGCAGAAGCAGGAUUGAAUGAGCUCUGCUGUCUCUCUACUCAGUGUAGAGUGUCUUUCUUUAAGGCUAAUUUCAGAUCCUUUUUAUCUAUUGCCCAUGUUGCAUUUUUUCAACUUAUAAAAAUAUGUUUUCAGGCUCUGGGCAAGAAUUGGUAUUAUACAAUUUUAACGUUGAAAGUGAAAUGGAGUUCAUAGCUGAGAAAUUUUAAGGUAAUUUGCUUCCUUAGAAAACUAAAGCUGCCCCAUACGAAAGGAAUGCCAUGCAAGAAAAGAGAUUUAUGUGGAUUUCUAGUGUACUUGCUUUUGAGCCUGUAACUCUUUAUUUCUUGCAAAUGUACAUGUAGCAAUAGGCUGGAAAAAGAAAACAUUCCAGGAAUAUAGUAGAAAAGAUUAAGCUUCUUACUGAAGUCAUCAGAGAAAAAGAUAAAGGAGACCAAGAUCCCCAUGUGAUAAUGACAGAAGAAGUGGCAUAUAAAUGUUUCUCGAAAUAUAUCUCAGGAGAAGAAAGCCUGCUGCUGCUUCAGCUUCCAUGAGUGUUAUCCAGUAGGAAGUGUGUGCAUAUGCCACCACACAUUUGGUUCUUGUCCAGGGCUUCAUGCAAAACCACGUGGAAAGGAAAUGAAGAGUGAGAAUGAAACUUCUUCAGCAGACUUCAUUCUGCUGGGAUUCCUGAGCCGGACCAAUGUACACAUGUUCUCCAUGGCAAUGAUCUUAUUAGCCUUCAUCGCUGCCUUGUCUGGGAAUGCUCUCCUCAUACUUCUAAUAGAAGUGGAUUCCUCCCUUCGCACUCCCAUGUACUUUUUCCUCAGACAAUUGUCCUUCAUGGACAUCUGUCAGACUCUGAUAAUUGUCCCCAAAAUGUUAGCAGACUUCCUGAUCCCAGGCAACCCCAUUUCUCCAGCUGGUUGUGGGGCUCAGAUUUUCCUUGUGCUGACAAUGGGUGGAGCAGAGUGCCUCCUCCUGGCCGUCAUGGCUUAUGACAGGUACAUAGCGAUCUGCAACCCCUUGCAGUACCCCAUCCUCAUGAGAAGGAACAUCUGCUUUCUUUUAUCAGCUGGAGUCUGGAUGGGAGCAUCAGUAAAUGCCUUGAUUCACACAGUGUUUACACUGGGUUUCCCCUACUGUGGCUCAAAAGAGAUUGACCAAUUCUUCUGUGAGAUCCCAUCUCUGCUCAAAUUGUCCUGCUCUGACACCUCUCGAUAUGAAACUCUGGUGUUUGUGGCUGGCAUUGUCGUGCUCCUUAUCCCUGCUUCCAUUAUUCUAGCCUCUUAUGCCUUUAUCUUCUUUAGGGUUCUGAGGAUGAAGUCAACCACAGGACAGCAGAAAGCUCUGGCCACCUGCUCCUCCCACCUGACUGUGGUGGUCAUGUUUUAUGGGGCAGGAAUCUUCAUGUACAUGAGACCCAGCUCCUACCACUCUCCAGAGCAAGACAAGAUUGUGUCUCUCUUUUACACCAUUGUCGCCCCAGUACUCAAUCCACUCAUCUACAGCCUGAGAAACAGGGAUGUCUUACAUGCCCUCAGAAAGUGGAUUGGGAAAUGCACAGACUUCCAGCAAGAUUGACAGAAGUUGUAGCCUGCCCAGGGGAGGGGGAAAGGGAGACUUGCAUGAGGCUGAGCCCAUUGCAGAGCCUGGCAGCCCUAACUGUAAAGUAAUGUCUCUGAUGUCCAGCCUGAAUCUUCUCUCUAACUAUUUGUGGCUGCUUUUCCUAGUAACCCUGGGUGAUCCCCUGGGGGAACAGAACCUCCCCCAAUUCUCACUGGUCCCCCCUGGUGACUUUGUAAAUGGCCACCAGAUCCCCUCUCAGCCUUCUCUUGUGGAGACUGAAUAGGUUAAGUGCCUUUAGCCUCUCCUCGUAGGGCCUGCCCUGCUGCCCCUUGACCAUGUGAGUGGCCCUCCACUGGACCCUCUUGUUGCUAGCCACAUUCCUCAUGAAGCGCAGCACCCAGAACUGGACGCAGUACUCCAACUGCAGCCUGACCGGCGGUGCACAGAGGGGAACGAUCACCUCCUUGCACCUGCUCUUGAUGCAUCUGUAGAUGUAUGACAAGGUGCAGUUAGCCUUACUGGACGCUUUCUCACAUUGGCGCCUCAUGCUCAUCCUGCAGUCAACAAUGACUCCAAGAUCGCUUUCUGCCACUGUUUCGACAAGAAGGGAGUUCCCAGCCUAUAGGUGUGUUGCUGGUUCCUUCUCCCUAGAUGCAGCACCUUGCCCUUGUCUGUGUUGAAGUCCAUCCUAUUCUUAUCCAUCCACCUCUGUAACCUGUCUAGAUCUAGCUGGAUUCUGUCCCUCCCCUCCAGCGUGCCCACCUCACCCCACAACUUGGUGUUGUCAGCAAAUUUGGACAGCAUGCUUUUUCAUUUGCCGCAAUCACCAGAUUGCCAAGCCUAUCCUGUAUGUUCCUCACGUUACCCAGUGCCCUCUCCUUACUGCCUAUGUAUUUGAAAAAGGACUUUUUAUUAUCCUUAAUUCUGGUCACUAGCCCGAGCUCCAUCUCUGUCUUGGCCUUCCUAACAGCCUCCCUAAUUAACCUGUUCUAUUUAGCAGAAAUUUUAGAUUAACCUGUUCUAUUUAGCAGCUUUAUUCAUGAAAAUGGCUGUUACCCAAGAAUCUAUGUAAGCCUUUUGUAAAAUACAUUGAUUUGAUAUAUUCCAGAUAUGAUGGAAAAGGGCAACAGGGAGAAACAGGAAGCUUUCUAGGUUUACAUCGAUGGCAAGAAUACCGAGCAGUAAAUGAAAACAAAACUGUGUCCAAUAUUCCUUUCUUUGUGACUGGAAGGAAUGGAGAUGAUGGGUAGACACAACAAAAUAAAUGCAUAGCAUUAAUGAAAUAAAAGAAUUUUUCAUUAAAAAUGAAUAAGAUAUUGAAAAAUGUUAAUAGGAGUGCUGCUUCUGAAAGAAGCAAUGGAACAAUUUUGUGAAGCCUGGCUAUCUCCAUAUUCCCAACUUUACCCAAAAAAUGAACAAACCCAUGUGGUAGAUUCACAUAGAGCAGGCUUGUCCAACAUGCAGCCUGUGGGCUGCCAUGCGGCAUGCGAUGCGGCCCCUGCCAAGGCAUUUUCUGUGGCCCGCGGUGCUGUGAUGGGAAAUGAAAGUAAACACUGUUUACUUUUGCUCCCACCCCUUGUGCCUCCGCCAGCCCCUCAGCAACUUCCUAAUGGCUGCUGAAGGGCUGGGGGACGGACAAGGUUCCCACACGCACCGUGUCAGCUUGAUGUUGCUGACAUGGUGCAUGUGGCAAGAGGAGUAGCUGGCAGUGAAAACGCGGGUCAUCGAUGCAGCAUGGGGCGGUCCCAGGUAGAGUUUGCACUGGCCAGCACCAUGGGUGGCGAGCGGAACGUGGCCAGGCACACAUGGGGAGAGGGGAGUGGCGACAAAACCCCCCCAGGCCCACCCCAGUCAACUUCCCCUGCACUAAAUCGCCGCUUGCACCUGGCUCUGCCCCUUGGGGCUGUGGCUGGGGAGAAGGAGGCAUCAUCCAGGGGCCUCUGCACCUGCCCUACUCCACUCUUACCUGUGUGGUUCAUCUUCCCAGUGGCGGGUGAAGAAGUUGCAGCCGGGGGACCUGUGCCCAGCUCACACAUUCCCGUGUAAAUGCACAGUGCUGGCCCAGGCUUGCUGAGCUACAUCUGCCUCCACCUCCACCUCCUCCUCUGCCUCCUCCCUCCCCGGAAAAGGAAGCCCCCCCCCCAUUUUUUUUUGCUGGCUCUGGGCUGGGAGCCGCCAGGCGGGCUUGCAAGACAUGGUGAGU